Molecule: messenger RNA, 2211 nt
Organism: Nomascus leucogenys (northern white-cheeked gibbon)
Lineage: Eukaryota; Metazoa; Chordata; Mammalia; Primates; Hylobatidae
Gene: KRT23
Product: keratin 23
Molecular function (GO): structural molecule activity
Source: RefSeq, a predicted model, not a curated record
AGUAACUAGCACGUGGCUCCCGCCCCCAGACUGCUUCUUUAUUCAUUCCUAACCUUUACCUUGGCAGGUGAAAUAUAAGAUUCAUCAACCACAUUUGACAGCCCAUGGCAGGUUUCCUGUUUCCCAUCGUCCUUCUGCAGGUCACAGACACACAGAGCCCAGCCGUGGCAGGCUCAGCCAGGGUCCGGGGCUGCUAACAACGGCUGCAUUCCUCCCCCAGGGCCAAGGGAAAUCCUGAGCGCAGGCCAGGGUUGUUUGGUUUUGAGGUGUGCUGGGAUGAAAGGCACCCUGGAAGUGGAAGGUAAAUGAACAAUGGAAAAACUUCAUGGCAAGAUUAGAAAGAUACCUGAGCCUAAUACCCGCCUGAUGUCGUGGGCCACACCUCUGGGUUACCAGGGGAAGGGAGGAAGCAAACUGUCAUAUUGAUGUGGCUCUAAACAACAACAGUGUGCGAACGCCCAGGGGCACUUUGGGAUUGACCAAGAGGAAACACAAGUUGCACAGUGAUACGAUCUUGUUGGUACAAUUGUCAGCGAAGGGAACUCCCACAGCAGAGGCCAUAAAACCAUCCAGGGCAGUCUGGGGCGGCUCAGUUCUGCGGUGCCAGGGAGUGGAGCAGAGCUCAGCCCCGUCCCAAACACAGAUGGGACCAUGAACUCCGGACACAGCUUCAGCCAGACCCCCUCGGCCUCCUUCCAUGGUGCCGGAGGUGGCUGGGGCCGGCCCAGGAGCUUCCCCCGGGCUCCCACCGUCCAUGGCGGUGCGGGGGGAGCCCGCAUCUCCCUGUCCUUCACCACGCGGAGCUGCCCACCCGCUGGAGGGUCUUGGGGUUCUGGAAGAAGCAGCCCCCUCCUAGGCGGAAAUGGGAAGGCCACUAUGCAGAAUCUCAACGACCGCCUGGCCUCCUACCUGGAGAAGGUUCGCGCCCUGGAGGAGGCCAACAUGAAGCUGGAAAGCCGCAUCCUGAAAUGGCACCAGCAGAGAGAUCCUGGCAGUAAGAAAGAUUAUUCCCAGUAUGAGGAAAACAUCACACACCUGCAGGAGCAGAUAGUGGAUGGUAAGAUGACCAACGCUCAGAUUAUUCUUCUCAUUGACAAUGCCAGGAUGGCAGUGGAUGACUUCAACCUCAAGUAUGAAAAUGAACACUCCUUUAAGAAAGACUUGGAAAUUGAAGUCGAGGGCCUCCGAAGGACCUUAGACAACCUGACCAUUGUCACAACAGACCUAGAACAGGAGGUGGAGGGAAUGAGGAAAGAGCUCAUUCUCAUGAAGAAGCGCCAUGAACAGGAAUUGGAGAAGCAUCAUGUGCCAAGUGACUUCAAUGUCAAUGUGAAGGUGGAUACAGGUCCCAGGGAAGAUCUGAUUAAGGUCCUGGAGGAUAUGAGACAAGAAUAUGAGCUUAUAAUAAAGAAGAAGCAUCGAGACUUGGACACUUGGUAUAAAGAACAGUCUGCAGCCAUGUCCCAGGAGGCAGCCAGUCCAGCUGCUGUGCAGAGCAGACAAGGUGACAUCCACGAGCUGAAGCGCACGUUCCAGGCCCUGGAGAUUGACCUGCAGGCACAGUACAGCACAAAAUCUGCUUUGGAAAACAUGUUAUCCGAGACCCAGUCUCGGUACUCCUGCAAGCUCCAGGACAUGCAAGAGAUCAUCUCCCAUUAUGAGGAGGAACUGAUGCAGCUGCGCCACGACCUGGAGCGGCAGAACAACGAAUACCAAGUGCUGCUGGGCAUCAAAACCCACUUGGAGAAGGAAAUCACCACGUACCGACGGCUCCUGGAGGGAGAGAGCGACGGGACACGGGAAGAAUCAAAGUCAAGCAUGAAAGCAUCUGCAACUCCAAAGAUCAAGGCAAUAACCCAGGAGACCAUCAACGGAAGAUUAGUUCUUUGUCAAGUGAAUGAAAUCCAAAAGCAUGCAUGAGACCAGUGAAAGUUUCCACCUGUUGUAAAAUCUAUUUUCCCCCAAGGAAAGUCCUUGCGCAGACACCAAUGAGUGAGUUCUAAAAGAUACCCUUGGAGUUAUCAGACUCAGAAGCUUUUAUUUUUUUUUUCUGUAACAAUGUCACCAGACUUCUCAUAAUGCUCUUAAUAUAUUGCACUUUUCGAAUCAAAGUGCGAGUUUAUGAGGGUAAAGCUCUAUUUUCCUACUGCAGCCUUCAGAUUCUCAUCAUUGUGCAUCUAUUUUUUAGCCAAUAAAACUCCACACUAGCUG